AUGACGAAUUUUUUCUUAGUAAUCUUAAUUGUAUUGCAUUUUUUCGAGCACGUACAAACACAAUACUAUCCGUAUAAACAUUAUUCACGACAUCCAACGAGCGAAAAUAUUUAUGAUAAUGAAACAACCAAUGGGAAUGACGAUGAUAGUAAUAUGUGCCAUCUAACAAUACGAUGUCCUACUGUACCUAAUCUAUCUCCUUUUGAUCACGAUAGUCGUAAUCGUCGUUUUAGUGUUGAUAGCUUCUUAGCAAUGCAUGGAACACCGGGACCGCCUGGUAAGACUGGUCCACCAGGCAAUGCUGGACCACGAGGUGCUGUUGGACGUCAAGGUGAGAUGGGCCGAUCAAAACAAGUCGUACCAAUCGUAGCGUUUGUAGCUUAUCUUCAAAAGAUGCUUUCCAUCGAGUCCAAUCGUUCAGAACCUAUUAUUUUCGAGAAAACUGAUAUUAAUGAAGGCAAUUGUUACAAUCAAGCAACAGGUAUAUUUACUGCUGCUUAUCGCGGUAUCUAUAAAUUCAGCAUUACAAUUAUGGCACAAAUGGAUUCAAUUGCUACUGUACGUAUUUUACAUAAUAGAAAUAAUGUACUUGGUAUGAUUCGAUGUGAUUGUCGACGGCGUUUUUCACAUGUUCGAGCAUCGGUCUAUGCUGAGCUAGAUGUUAAUGAUCAGAUCGUGGCCGAAGCUCUUGGUGAUCCAAAUGAUUCAGGACAAACGGCUCCUCGGAAUAAUAUAUACGGUUAUACAUAUACACAUUUUAGUGGUGUACUUGUAUUUUUAACAGAUAAUCUAUCGCCCGUUUGA
Messenger RNA from Rotaria socialis, 804 nucleotides. NCBI's taxonomy places the organism in Eukaryota, Metazoa, Rotifera, Eurotatoria, Philodinida, Philodinidae. The record is from the annotation of a GenBank genome assembly.